AUGAUCCGCGCCGUCGAGGCCUAUCGCCACCCUCUGUACCGCUUCUCGAAUGGAUCCGACAUCAAGCCUGGCAUGAUCGCGACGACUCUCGGCUGGGGACUGCUCAAGGACAACGCCGGUUUUAGUAAUUUCCUUCAAACAGUAGACCUCGAGAUUGUGACAAAUAAGAAAUGCACCAAAAUGUACGCCGACGCCGACGACAACACCAUAGUGGACGACUCUGUGAUUUGCGCCGGCACUGGAAGCGGAAAGGGCUCGUGUGGUGGCAACGCGGGUGGCCCUCUUCUCCUAAACGACGUGGUCAUCGGUAUCAAGAGUGCUGGACCUGACAAGUGUGGCGAUUUGCCGGGUCCAUUUGCUCGCGUCUCUGAAGUUGUGGAAUUUAUGAAGGAUAUUCAGCUCGAUCUCAUCUAG
Molecule: messenger RNA, 414 nt
Organism: Phytophthora infestans T30-4
Lineage: Eukaryota; Oomycota; Peronosporomycetes; Peronosporales; Peronosporaceae
Exons: 3
Coding region: 1-414 (137 amino acids)
Biological process (GO): proteolysis
Molecular function (GO): serine-type endopeptidase activity
Source: RefSeq, a predicted model, not a curated record